Messenger RNA from Juglans microcarpa x Juglans regia, 908 nucleotides. RefSeq names its product mitochondrial pyruvate carrier 1-like. The coding region runs from base 192 to 515 and encodes 107 amino acids. The transcript has 6 exons. Gene Ontology annotation, biological process: pyruvate import into mitochondria. Gene Ontology annotation, cellular component: mitochondrial inner membrane. NCBI's taxonomy places the organism in Eukaryota, Viridiplantae, Streptophyta, Magnoliopsida, Fagales, Juglandaceae. The record is from RefSeq and is a predicted model, not a curated record.
CGAUUUGCUUUUACUUCUCAAACCCAAACAUUCUCUCUCUCUCUCUCUCUCGCUCGCUCCGUGGCCCAAUCGACGUUCCUCUCCAUCUUCUUAAGGGUUGUUUUCCCAAUCAAUUUUCAUUUGAAAGUUAGCCCAAGAACCUUUGCUCGUGGUAUCUGACGAGAGCCAUUCCGGCGAAGAGUCGAUCGAACAUGGCUUCUUUCCGGGCAUUCUUGAACAGUCCCGUUGGCCCUAAAACAACUCACUUUUGGGGACCUGUUGCCAAUUGGGGAUUCGUCGCUGCUGGUUUAGCGGACAUGAAGAAACCCCCGGAAAUGAUUUCGGGCAACAUGACAGCAGCAAUGUGUAUCUACUCGGCAUUGUUCAUGAGAUUUGCGUGGAUGGUACAGCCCCGCAACUAUCUACUCCUGACAUGUCAUGUCUCGAACGAGACUGUGCAGCUCUAUCAACUCUCACGAUGGGCAAAGGGUCAGGGGUACUUGUCUGAGAAGAAGGACAAACCUGUAUCUCAGUAACCUAAUGCCGACAUCUUUUGCUUACCUGUUCUACCGAUUUCAGUUUGCGAUUUCUGCAGAAAUUAUUCAUUAUCUCAUGUGAGUCAUUUUGAAGCUUGUCGGACUUGCUCUUAGUAUACACAUAACUGAGAAAUUUUGUGAUCUUGUUGUCAAUUGUCUCUAUUUGUUGAAGAUGUGUAUCUUGGUGGAUCACCGUUUUUGGUAUGUGGGAAUUGAUGAAAGAGUUUAUUACCAGAUAGCUGUCAAGAGCUCCAAUAUAUGAUUGGUGAUGCUGAAAUCAUGUUCAAAUAAAUUUAGUGUUCCGUUUUCUUUUCUCCCAUCUUGCAGAGAAACUAUCUGUUGGUUCUAUGUAAUGAUAUGUUUUUUUAAAGUAAAGUUGGAGUUGGAGUGGAA